Molecule: messenger RNA, 2391 nt
Organism: Rhododendron vialii
Lineage: Eukaryota; Viridiplantae; Streptophyta; Magnoliopsida; Ericales; Ericaceae
Product: protein WVD2-like 7
Exons: 9
Coding region: 383-2134 (583 amino acids)
Biological process (GO): microtubule cytoskeleton organization
Molecular function (GO): microtubule binding
Source: RefSeq, a predicted model, not a curated record
UUGAUGAUCUCUCUCAUCCAAAGCAAAGACAAGAACACAUUCUCUCUCUCUCUCUCUCUCUCUCUCUCUCUCUCUGUCUCUGUCUCUCUCAAUUUUUGGUUUUGGAGUCACCACUACUUCACGCUUGCUUCAGAUACCUUUCUAUUCUCGUUCAACUUCGCAUUAGAUCUAACUUCCUAUAUCUUCUUCGAAACAGUGUCCCUCUCUCUCUCUCUCUCUCUCUCUCUCUCUCUCUCUCUAUAUAUAUAUAUAUAUAUAUAUAUAUAUAUGUAUAUAUCGUUGAUUUACAUAACGGAGUUGUCCAAUGUGCUGACUGGCUUAGGAGGUUUUCUCCUUGAUUUGUUUUCAUAAUUGAAGAAUGUGGAAUUAGUGCUUGAGUUGCAUGGCUAUGUCUGGCGAGAUCCAAGAACCUUUUGCCCUUAAAUUUCGGGCAGAUUCUCUACACUCUGGAUCAAUCUCAUUUGGAAAGUUUGAAGCGGAGUCCUUAUCUUGGGAAAGGAGGUCAUCCUUCUCACACAACCGGUACCUUGAAGAGGUGGAGAAAUAUUCGAAACCAGGUUCAGUUACUGAGAAGAAGGCUUAUUUUGAAGCUCACUUCAGAAGGAAGGCCCUUCUAAGCCAAAGUUCAUCUGAAUGCCAAAAUGGUAUAGAUUACCAAACAAGUGAGAAUGACGAAUCAGAGAACAUGGUUUUCAGAGAGGAACUUGAGCACAAUGAUGAGGGUAAUCAUCAUAUACAAUUUGACAAGAGUUCGGUUGGUUCAGACUGUGGUGGAGAAAGGGCAGUGAUGGAAUAUGGUAGAGAAUACUUGGGAACUUCACAUAUUGAACCUGCGGUUGAAGCUAAUGUCAAUGAAGGCAGUGGUUCUGUGCAAAGUGGCUGUGAACAUGUCAACCCUGAGGAAGUACAUCAAAAUGAAACUGAGAGGUUCCCUCUUAUUGGCGCUGAACCAGGAAGAGAAGUAAGAGAGGAGUUUCAUGAUGAAGCGGUGAAUGUAGAUUUGUCAUUGUCAUGUAAAGCUACAAAUCUGUCGACUGAUAAUCACACUGCCACGAUGCAUGAUAGUGCUAGUUUAGAACACCAACGAGAGUCUUCCCUCAAGGCGGGGUCACAAUUGGGAAGCAAAACUGUGAAGGCCAAAUCAAAGUCGUCUCUUGGCAAUGUAACUCGGGUUCAGAGAAAUGUUUCAAGUGAACUUUGUAAAGGCGAUGCAAAGAAACCUACUAGAAUAGAAAAAGAAAGUUCUCAGACUACAAAAUCAGAAAAGCAAUCGCCACAAACGGCUGCCCCGACCAUACGUUCUGUGCACAAGACUUCAAAACGAGAGGUUUCCAAAAGUUCAAACCUAAAAGUGGUUCAUUCUAACAAAAGCAGUGAAAAGGAAGUGAAUAGCAAAAAGAUUGUUGAGCCUAAGCCUUCUGUGUCCGACAAGGUUGUUCCUAAAGCACGGCAACCAACAAACAGGCCCAAGCAGACUGAGAUUUCAGCUAAACCGGGCAUGAAACAGAGCUCUGCAGUGUACAAUCUGGAAAGAGAUCAACUAGCGGAAAGGCGGAAAGAGGAAAAGGAAGCUGAGCUUAAAGAGCUACGGAAAAGCCUAAAUUUCAGAGCAACGCCCAUGCCUUCUUUCUAUCAUGCAGCUGUACAGCGUGAUUCACAUAAACAGAAGGCUGUAUCAAGUAACACGAAAUCAAAUAGACUCGGUAUUAAGUCAGCUCAAGUGUGUCUGGCUGCUGGAAAAUUUCCAUCUUUUGGGAAAGCAGGAAAUCAGCAAUCCCCGUCCAACAUUGGAAAUGCCAACACAAGAGAUUUACCUCAAGUUUCAGCGGCAACCAACUACAGUCUAGCAUCAGUGUCCUCUGAAACCAGUGAAACUUCCCGCACUCAUAGACAAGAGGAAAAAACUAGUGAGGUAACUAGCAGAAAAAUGCUCUUGGACGAAAUUGAUGUGAGUUCGCCGAAACAUCGAGUACCAGGGAGUAGUAACAAGGUUUUGACAGGACAGAGAUUUGAGGGGAAGCAUAAAGAUGAAGCUAAUAGAAGCAAUGCUGGGAUGGUGAGGAAGGACACGAAAAGUGUAGGCAUUGGCAGUGCUACAGGAACUAGUCGUUUAGUUGUCGGUGUUCCCUCCUAAUCAUGUGUGUUGCCAAUUCGAAUCCAUCCAUUCUGCUCCUCAAACAGGGGUUAGAAAUGCACAUGUCUCUUGUAUAUCAGUUGUUAUUUACUCUUACUUCCACCGUUUAAGUGUUAGCAGUGUGUUAAGCGCGCCUUAGUGAAAGAAGUGAAUAAUGUUUGCUUUUGGAGCAUUGUAAUUGAUAGCCCUUCAAAGGAUGUUUUAGAAAUUUCAGCUCAUAAUCAAUGAUCGAGAUUAGGAAAUCCGAUAUAUUAGCA